This is a messenger RNA of Saccostrea cuccullata (small rock oyster), 1866 nucleotides long. RefSeq names its product cholecystokinin receptor type A-like. The transcript is spliced from 2 exons. The record is from RefSeq and is a predicted model, not a curated record. Gene Ontology annotation, cellular component: plasma membrane. Gene Ontology annotation, molecular function: G protein-coupled receptor activity. Gene Ontology annotation, biological process: G protein-coupled receptor signaling pathway. Bases 158 to 1429 code for a protein of 423 amino acids. Lineage: Eukaryota; Metazoa; Mollusca; Bivalvia; Ostreida; Ostreidae.
GCUAGAUUCUGCGAGAGAAAUUAUAAGUGCCUUUUACCUUCUAUUGUGCUUUUACAAGCCACUAAGAAAUGUGAAAAAUGAAUAGUUUGAAUUAUAAAAUUUUGAGAGUGAAUAAAAGGGAUUGAUAACAAUAUUCGUAACUAUUUUUGCAGAAAAGAUGAAUCUUGGUUUGAGAAAUGCUUCACAGCUUUUUAUAAGCGCCGUUUCCUCCUUGAGGGAGAAUUACAGUGACAGUGAGUACGAUGUUCGGGUUUUCAGAGCUGAGCUAAUGCCAGCGUUAAUCUUCGUCUCCUGCCUACUGCCGAUUGGGAUUAUUGGAAAUGCUUUUGUUUGCUGCAUUUAUCAUAAGAAAUGGCGGGAAAGCCGACGAUCGUCCCGUUUGUUCAUUUUAUCUCUGGCAUGGAUUGAUUUAAGUAACUGCAGUAUAACGAUGCCAUUUGAGAUUGUGUUGAUGUUAAAUUCAACUACGUUCGACAACGCCAUAAUCUGUAAAUCCUUUCGGUAUUUAACCUUCAUGCUUAACUGCAUGUCGUCUAUUAUACUAAUUGGUAUUGCAGUAGAUCGGUUUAUCGGAAUUCGAUUUUCUAGGGAAAAGGCCUUCGGAAUACGAGAGGUCAAGAUCUGUAUAAUAAUUGCCACAUUUAUAUCUGCCUUAACAUGUUGGCCUGCAUUUCUCUUAUAUGGCACUCAGACUUACUAUCGGAAUGGUGUAAAAUCAAAAGCCUGCCUCAUUGACAAUAGAUAUAAACAUACCAUAUUUCAGUUUGCACACAGUUUAUAUCUCAUAGUAAGCAGUCUGCUAGUAGACUUUAUAUUAAUAAUUUUAUACUUAUUGACAUGGAGAUCAAUUUAUGUAAUAAACAGAGGAUUCUCAAAGAUCAAAUUUUAUGAAGGAAACAAAGGCUUGAAAUAUGGACGACUAGACGGUUUUCUCUCUUGCUGUAAGAAGCAUGAAAGUUCAGAGUCUUCAAACGCCUCUUUCAAUUCGACCACUACUGAAAACACUUUAAUAAUACAAAACAAUGGAGAAUUAAAAGAAAAUUCAAGUUCUGGGAACCAGUUGACUGUCCCUAUGGAGAGAUGUUACAAAUCAGGAACCCCAAGAAACAGUGUGUAUUCAAUCAGAUCCGAAAGUAUAAGAUUCGGACCAAAAAUACACGUCACAAAGUCCUACAUUAUGUUGUUCUCUGUGACAGUUGUGUACAUUUGUACGUUUUUACCAUUCUGUGUUAUUGCUAUACUCAGGUGUGUUAACCCGGCCAUAUAUUCCACAUUAUCUGUGAUGGAAACAAACUUAUAUCAACUAUUUUUACGGUCGUACAUGUUAAAUAUGGCAGCUAAUCCGGUAGUGUACUGUUUUGUGAACAAAGAUUUCAGGAAAGACUGCAAGAAACUUUUUACUUGUUCUUCAAAUAAAUCAAAGUGGUGAAUAAAAAAUUGAUGUUUCCAAGGACUUGGAGUGUGAAGUUUAUAAAACAAAUAACACUUAUGAGCCAUUUGCGUCAUAUGUCUAUAGAUGAAGCUUCUACCAACAAUAAUGUGUCUGGGUGUAAAAAAUAAAUCAAGACAUGCAUUAUACUGCACGAAAACAAAACCUAUUCAAAUGCCAUUACAAUCUCCAACAAAGCAAACAAAGUGUAACACUUCAUAAAGGAUGGAAUGAGUGAUAGGGAACACAAGGAGUCCGUCGGAUCUCUGCUUGUUGUUUAAAAAAACACAAUGAAAAAAAUUCAUCUUGAAGGUCCAUACAUUUUAGAUAUACGUUAAUUUAUAUGUUCUUCUAGAACACCCUAUUUCUAAAUUUACAUUUUUCAAUUUUUUAUGGAAGUUAUCACUUAAUAUUGAAUAAAGCAUUUUGACAUUUUC